This is a messenger RNA of Ipomoea triloba (trilobed morning glory), 2198 nucleotides long. RefSeq lists its product as uncharacterized. The coding region runs from base 628 to 2094 and encodes 488 amino acids. The record is from RefSeq and is a predicted model, not a curated record. Lineage: Eukaryota; Viridiplantae; Streptophyta; Magnoliopsida; Solanales; Convolvulaceae. The transcript is spliced from 3 exons.
GUGUCGAGUCCUUUUUCAGGACUCCGGCCAAACCAAAGCACCAACCUUAUGACUUCUUUUUCCCACUCCCUUUUCAGGGAGGCACGGCUGGCCGAGUGCCGACUUCUUUUUCAUGACUCCGGCCAAACCCAAGCACCAACCUUAUGACUUCUUUUUCCCACUCCCUUUUUAGGGAGGCACGGCUGACCGAGUGCCGACCCCUUUAAAACUUCAGCCAACCCUUGCAAUUCCCGCCUUAAACUCAAACGUCCGCUACUAAAUGUCACCACCUUUUCCCUUUCGCACCGGUUACUAUACCGAAGAUAAUAACUUCCCGCGUACGUUUCACGUCUUUUUGACGUCAUUUCCUAUCAAUCUCACUUUCCACGUGUCAUAAUCUCCCUUCAUCUCACUUCGCCUAUAAAUACCCCCUUUCCACCGUUUUAUUUUUACCCUUUUACUAUUUUACUCUCUCUGGCGAACUUCACAGUGCUCUCAUUUUCCGGCGCUACUCAACUUUCCCUCAUUUUUUCCGUUCGUUCUCCGGGGACCCUCCGAUCUACGCUUCUCACUCAGUCGCCCUUUCGAGUCGAUCUCGUUCUUUCUACUGGUGUCAUUCAGGUUGGUUCCUUUUCCUCUUUUCUCCCCAUGUCUUCUUCUCCUAGCCGUGUUGGGGUUACUACAAACCCCAACGCUUCUACGUCUCUGAGGGCAACGGGGGAAGUUUCAUCUUCUGCCCCCUUAAACCCUAUGCCCAUUCGGGCCGUCGCUGCUCUACCCCAAGGACUUCAAAAGGCUUCGGGUCUCUUUGAAGAUAUUGGACGCCCGACUGGGCUUCACUCCAAGAUUUUAGCCCCUGAGCUGGAAGAGGCCCAGCAUUUGUUGGGCCCAGCGGCCGAAAUAUACAUCCCGCGCGACCGCUAUAUUUUUGAGCCUCCUUCCGGUGGAUAUGUGGGAGCCCACCUCCAAUCUAUUCGUUACGGGUUUCGUAUACCCGUAAGUCCAUUUGCUUCCCUCUUCUUUCGUUACUUUGCUCUUUCCCCCGGUCAACUCCUUCCAAAUUCUCACCGCCUCCUCACCUAUUUCCAAACCAUAUGCACUAAUUAUGGCUUUGACCUGACCAUGAACUUGUUCCUCCAAUUCUAUUUAGUUAUUAGGGUUGGGACCACUUCCCCGAGUUUUAUCCAAAUUUCCCAACGGGGUGACCACAAAACUUUUGACGGACUGGUCGACUCCCUCAAGAGGUGGAAGCCAGUCUUCCUCUUUGUGCGUUUGUCUCCUCACUACCAUCCCUUUGAUUUUCCUUUGACCUGGGGGUCUUCCUUCUUUAAAUGUCUCAAAAAGCCUCCACCUAGCAAAGAUACGACCGACUCGGUCGAAGUUCUCUUGGACUUGGGCCUCCUCCAAGUCAAUGAAUGGUCGAACCUUGCAGCCCUCAAAGCGGCCAGCCUUUUGCAUGAAGGGGCGGCUACCAAAGGCGACGAACCAGAGCUAGUCCCGGAGGAGGAGGAAGAAGUAGAGGAAGAGGGUGAGGAAACGAGCGGAAAAGCUAUCACAGACGACCCCAACGCUCUCCCCCUUUCUCAAGACGUGUCAAGCCGCCACGCCUUGCUGAAGGAGCGCACCAGGAGUCGCGCGUCCUCCUCCAACCCUAUUGUUGUCAAUGACUCACCCACUCGUUCUAUUGAGCCUCCGCGCACUCGCCAGACUCGCCGAGUCCUGCCUCCACCUGCCACUAGUUCUGGCUCCAAGCAUCCCGCUGAUACUCCUUUAAAAGCCCCUCCUGCCAAAAAGGUAGCCCUUGGGCUUGAGGCCGAUGCUGACGAAGGCAUCGCUCAAGGUGCCUUCCCCGUGCAUGACUGGCUGGACAAGGUGAUUUUUCCUAAGGACGCGGCUUAUUACGAGAGCUACUCCACCGAGAAAAUAUUUGAAGGCGUCUCUCGCUAUUUGUACCGGGCCCUGGCUGUCCAGUCCGAAAUGCGAAGGAGGAUGAAGCCUCUCAUGGCGGACGCGGAGUUGGUGCCGACUCUCCAAGCUAAUCAUCAGAAAAGCAUGAAGGAGGUGGAUGAUCUGGCAUUUCGGGUGGGUCAACUGGAGUCGGAGCUGGAAGCCUAGAAGAAGAAGAAUGCUGAAGCCGCGGAUCUGGCCGUGGCCACUUAUGUUUUCGUAUACUAUAUUAUUAUUAUUAUUAUUAUUAUUAUUAUUAUUAUUAUUACUAG